AUGUCUGCGGAAACUUUCGAGUUCCAGGCCGAGAUCUCGCAGCUGCUCGGCCUCAUCAUCAACACAGUCUACUCCAACAAAGAGAUCUUCCUGCGAGAACUCAUCUCCAACGCCUCCGAUGCGCUAGACAAGAUCCGAUAUGAGGCCCUGUCAGACCCGAGCAAGCUCGACAGCGGCAAGGACCUCCGCGUCGACAUCAUCCCUGACAAGGAGAACAAGACCCUGACCAUCAAGGACACGGGUAUUGGUAUGACCAAGGCCGACCUCAUCAACAACCUGGGUACCAUUGCCCGCUCUGGCACAAAGCAGUUCAUGGAGGCGCUGACCGCCGGUGCCGACAUUUCCAUGAUUGGCCAGUUUGGUGUUGGUUUCUACUCUGCUUACCUCGUUGCCGACCGCGUCACCGUCGUCUCAAAGAACAACGACGAUGAGCAGUACAUCUGGGAGUCCAGCGCUGGUGGUACCUUCAAGAUCACUGAGGACACCGAGGGUGAGCAGAUAGGCCGCGGGACCAAGAUCAUUCUCCACCUCAAGGAUGAGCAGAUGGACUACUUGAACGAGAGCAAGAUCAAAGAGGUUGUCAAGAAGCACUCCGAGUUCAUCUCAUACCCCAUCUACCUCCACGUCAUCAAGGAGACCGAGACAGAGGUCGAUGAUGACGAGGCCGAGACCACCGAGGAGGGCGACGAGAAGAAGCCCAAGGUCGAGGAGGUCGACGACGAGGAAGAGGAGAAGAAGAAGAAGACCAAGACUGUCAAGGAGUCCAAGGUCGAGGAGGAGGAGCUGAACAAGACCAAGCCCAUCUGGACUCGCAACCCCCAGGACAUCACCACAGAAGAGUACGGUUCCUUCUACAAGUCGCUGUCCAACGACUGGGAGGACCACCUCGGCGUCAAGCACUUCUCCGUUGAGGGUCAGCUCGAGUUCCGAGCCAUCCUCUUCGUUCCCAAGCGCGCGCCCUUCGAUCUCUUCGAGACCAAGAAGACCAAGAACAACAUCAAGCUCUACGUUCGCCGUGUCUUCAUCACCGACGAUGCUACUGACCUCAUUCCUGAGUGGCUCAGCUUUGUCAAGGGUGUUGUCGACUCUGAGGAUCUUCCCCUCAACCUGUCCCGUGAAACCCUCCAGCAGAACAAGAUCAUGAAGGUCAUCCGCAAGAACAUUGUCAAGAAGACUCUCGAGCUCUUCAACGAGAUUGCAGAGGACCGCGAGCAGUUCGACAAGUUCUACAGUGCUUUCGGCAAGAACAUCAAGCUUGGUAUCCACGAGGACUCCCAGAACCGCUCAUCUCUCGCCAAGCUCCUGCGAUUCAACUCGACCAAGUCUGGUGAUGAGUUGACCUCGCUCACUGACUAUGUCACCCGUAUGCCCGAGCACCAGAAGCAAAUGUACUACAUCACCGGCGAGUCGCUCAAGGCUGUGCAGAAGUCACCUUUCCUUGACACCCUCAAGGACAAGGGUUUCGAGGUUCUCUUCCUUGUCGACCCCAUCGAUGAGUACGCCAUGACUCAGCUCAAGGAGUUCGAUGGCAAGAAGCUCGUCGACAUCACCAAGGACUUCGAGCUCGAGGAGACCGAUGAGGAGAAGACACAGCGCGAGGCAGAGGAGAAGGAGUACGAGGGUCUCGCCAAGAGCCUCAAGAACGUUCUCGGCGACAAGGUCGAGAAGGUCGUCGUGUCUCACAAGCUUGUCGGCUCUCCCUGCGCUAUCCGUACUGGCCAAUUCGGUUGGUCAGCCAACAUGGAGCGUAUCAUGAAGGCUCAGGCUCUUCGUGACACCUCCAUGAGCUCCUACAUGUCUUCCAAGAAGACCUUCGAGAUCUCGCCCAAGUCAUCGAUCAUCAAGGAGCUCAAGCGCAAGGUUGAGGCUGAUGGUGAGGAGGACCGUACCGUCAAGUCCAUCACCCUGCUUCUCUUCGAAACCUCGCUCCUUGUCUCUGGCUUCACCAUUGAGGAGCCUGUUCAGUACGCUGAGCGCAUUCACAAGCUCGUCUCCCUCGGCCUGAACGUCGAUGAGGAUGUCGAGACCUCGACUGAGGAGGAGGCCAAGGCUGAUGCUGAGGCUCCUGCGGCGGCUAGCGAGAGCGCCAUGGAGGAGGUUGACUAA
Molecule: messenger RNA, 2106 nt
Organism: Dothidotthia symphoricarpi CBS 119687
Lineage: Eukaryota; Fungi; Ascomycota; Dothideomycetes; Pleosporales; Dothidotthiaceae
Product: HSP90-domain-containing protein
Exons: 1
Coding region: 1-2106 (701 amino acids)
Biological process (GO): protein stabilization; cellular response to heat; protein folding
Cellular component (GO): cytosol; protein-containing complex; plasma membrane
Molecular function (GO): ATP binding; ATP hydrolysis activity; ATP-dependent protein folding chaperone
Source: RefSeq, a predicted model, not a curated record